Messenger RNA from Puntigrus tetrazona (Sumatra barb), 2013 nucleotides. RefSeq names its product fatty acid desaturase 2 (gene fads2). The transcript has 13 exons. NCBI's taxonomy places the organism in Eukaryota, Metazoa, Chordata, Actinopteri, Cypriniformes, Cyprinidae. Gene Ontology annotation, molecular function: oxidoreductase activity, acting on paired donors, with oxidation of a pair of donors resulting in the reduction of molecular oxygen to two molecules of water. Gene Ontology annotation, cellular component: membrane. Bases 180 to 1514 code for a protein of 444 amino acids. The record is from RefSeq and is a predicted model, not a curated record. Gene Ontology annotation, biological process: lipid metabolic process.
GCUGAUUGGCCGGUGGCGCUCGAAUGAUCUGUUCGGAAUUCAGCAGAAGUCCAAGUGAUGAAGAGUGAGUGUAUAAGACAGAAUGAGCCUCUCAUCCGCUUCUCUUUAUCAUCACACACAAACCGUAUGAGUGUGUGAAGUUUCUGCGUAGAGGUAAGCAGCAGUCAGUUUGAUCAGCGAUGGGCGGCGGAGGACAGCAGACGGACCGUAUCUCCGGUACCAAUGGGAGGUUCGGCACGUACACCUGGGAGGAGGUGCAGAAACACACCAAGUCUGGAGAUCAGUGGAUCGUGGUGGAAAGGAAGGUUUAUAAUGUGAGCCAGUGGGUGAAGAGACACCCCGGAGGUCUGAGGAUCAUUGGACACUACGCUGGAGAAGAUGCCACGGACGCAUUCAAUGCAUUUCAUCCCAACCUUCAGCUGGUGAGGAAAUACUUGAAGCCACUAUUAAUCGGCGAGCUUGAGGCGUCCGAACCCAGUCAAGACCGGCAGAAAAACGGCGCUCUCGUGGAGGAUUUCCGAGCCCUUCGCGAGCGUCUGGAGGCUGAGGGGUGUUUCAAAACCCAGCCCCUGUUUUUCAUCCUCCAUCUGGGUCACAUCCUGCUGCUGGAGGCCCUCGCCCUGGUGAUGUUGUGGUACUUUGGAACCGGCUGGAUCAACACGGCCAUCGUUGCCGUUAUACUGGCUACCGCACAGUCACAGGCUGGAUGGUUGCAGCAUGACUUCGGUCAUCUGUCCGUGUUUAAAAACUCACGUUGGGAUCACUUACUGCACAAAUUUGUCAUCGGACAACUGAAGGGAGCGUCUGCGGGCUGGUGGAACCAUCGCCACUUCCAGCAUCACGCUAAACCCAACAUCUUCAAGAAGGACCCAGACGUCAACAUGCUCAACGCGUUUGUGGUGGGAAACGUGCAGCCUGUGGAGUACGGCAUUAAAAAGAUCAAGAAUCUGCCUUACAACCAUCAGCACAAGUACUUCUUCUUCAUCGGACCUCCUCUGCUAAUUCCGGUGUAUUUCCAGUUCCAGAUCUUUCAAAAUAUGAUCGCACAUGGUCUUUGGGUGGACCUUGUGUGGUGUAUAAGUUACUACGUUCGCUACUUCCUGUGUUACACGCAGUUCUACGGUGUGCUUUGGGCGGUGCUUCUGUUUAAUAUCGUAAGGUUCCUGGAGAGCCACUGGUUCGUGUGGGUGACCCAGAUGAGCCACAUCCCCAUGGACAUCGACUACGAGAAACACCAAGACUGGCUUAGCAUGCAGCUGGUCGCGACCUGCAACAUCGAGCAGUCCUUCUUCAACGACUGGUUCAGCGGACACCUCAACUUCCAGAUCGAGCACCAUCUCUUUCCCAUGAUGCCUCGGCACAAUUACUGGCGCGCCGCUCCACGCGUGCGAGCGCUGUGUCACAAAUACGGAGUCGAGUACCAAGAGAAAACCUUGUACGGGGCCUUUGUGGACGUCGUCAGGUCUUUGGAAAAAUCCGGAGAGCUCUGGCUGGAUGCGUACCUCAACAAAUAAAACCUCAUUCGGGGUCAGCGUCAAAAAAACCAGAAAAGCCGAGCAGAAUCCGCCAAUCAGAGGAAGCUCGUCACAGACCAGACGUUAAAAGUCUCCUAACUAAAAGACCAGUCAAUCAGAUUGCUAAAAUGACACGUAGCACUUUUGUUUUUUGGUAUUUGAAGGGUAAUUGUGGCGCUUUGAAUGUGUUUUUAAAGAGACUGAUCGGAAAUGUAGGUAAAGGAGGUGCAAGAAAGUGCAUGAAUGUACCUGGAAGUCGUGUGAAAAGUAGUUUUGCGUAGCUGCAUAGAUGCAUUGAAUAUUUUGAAGGUAAUUUCCGAAGCGCAGUCUUUUUAGUAGUCACUUUAUUUCUGAAAUUUACAAUACAGUGAUUUUUUUAUUUUUUUUUUUAUAAAUAACAUUUGGAGAAACUAGCAGAGGAUAAUACUAAAAGGUUGCACUUCCGGUUUAAUAUAUUGAUUUCCUACUAUUGGUAUCCGAUUAAACUGAUUAAGUCUCA